Molecule: messenger RNA, 1925 nt
Organism: Ornithorhynchus anatinus (platypus)
Lineage: Eukaryota; Metazoa; Chordata; Mammalia; Monotremata; Ornithorhynchidae
Gene: WIPI1
Product: WD repeat domain, phosphoinositide interacting 1
Exons: 14
Coding region: 67-1530 (487 amino acids)
Biological process (GO): nucleophagy; protein localization to phagophore assembly site; autophagy of mitochondrion
Cellular component (GO): extrinsic component of membrane; phagophore assembly site membrane; cytosol
Molecular function (GO): protein binding; phosphatidylinositol-3,5-bisphosphate binding; phosphatidylinositol-3-phosphate binding
Source: RefSeq, a predicted model, not a curated record
GCCGUUGAGGCGGGAGGGGGCGGCGCCCGCAUCGUCGCCGACAUCGUCGCCGACAUCGCCGACCCCAUGGAGCCGGAGGCGGCGGCGACGACGACGACGACGACGACGGAAGCCUCCCCCGCCGGCCCCGCCGCGCUCAGCUGCUUCUCCUUCAACCAGGACUGCACAUCCCUGGCGAUUGGAACCAAAACCGGUUACAGGCUAUUCUCACUGAGUUCGGUGGAGCAGCUGGACCAGGUCCACGAAAGCAACGAGAUCCCCGACGUCUACAUCGUGGAGCGCCUGUUCUCCAGCAGCCUGGUGGUGGUGGUCAGCCGCUCCAAGCCCCGGCAGAUGAACGUCUACCACUUCAAGAAGGGAACCGAGAUCUGCAACUACAGCUACUCUGCCAACAUCCUGUCCGUCCGCCUCAACCGCCAGAGGCUGCUGGUUUGCCUGGAAGAGUCUAUCUAUAUUCACAACAUCAAAGACAUGAAGCUUUUGAAGACCAUCCUCGACACGCCACCCAAUCCGACUGGUCUGUGCGCCCUCUCGAUCAACCAUUCCAAUUCCUACCUGGCCUACCCCGGAAGCUUAGUGACCGGCGAGAUCGUCCUUUACGAUGGAAAUCACCUGAAGACCGUCUGCACCGUGCCCGCCCACGACGGACCCCUGGCCGCCAUCACCUUCAACUCUACCGGCUCCAAGCUGGCCAGCGCAUCCGAGAAGGGCACGGUCAUCCGUGUGUUCUCCGUCCCCGAGGGGCAGAAGCUUUAUGAAUUCAGGAGGGGGAUGAAACGGUACGUGAACAUCGGUUCUCUGGUGUUCAGUAUGGACUCGCAGUUCUUGUGUGCCUCCAGCAACACUGAGACCGUGCACAUCUUCAAGCUCGAGCACCUCACGGACAGCCGGCCGGAGGAACCCCCGACCUGGAGCGGGUACGUGGGCAAGAUGUUCAUGGCAGCCACCAACUACCUCCCGUCGCAAGUGUCCGACAUGAUGAACCAGGACCGUGCCUUCGCCACCGUGCGCCUCCACUUUUCCGGUCAGAGGACCGUCUGCACCCUGUCCACGAUUCAGAAAUUACCUCGCCUGCUGGUGUCGUCAUCCGACGGUCAUCUUUAUAUCUACAACGUCGACCCUCAGGACGGGGGAGAAUGCAUCUUGAUCCAGACCCACAGUCUGUUGGGUUCCGGAAAGACGGGAGAGGACCCCGGAAAUGACACCGAGCUUCCAUUACCUCAGUCUUACGCCGCUACCGUAGCCAGGCCGAGCCCAGCUUCCACGGGUUCGACAGUGCCGGGUUACUCGGAGGACGGUGGGGCCCUGCGAGGAGAGGUCAUCCCCGAGCACGAGUUUGCCGCCGGACCGGUGUGUCUCGACGACGAGACCGAAUUUCCUCCUGUUUCUGAGAACGCUUGUGUCCCGGGCUGCUUUAAUGAGGAUAUUAACGCGCACCAAAUGCCGGGGAAGGUACGAGGCGAUGGGAUGGCACGUGGUGCACGAUUAAGAGGGAAGCGGGCUGGGAUGUCAGCCCGGUCUUACAGAUGAGGAAGCCGAGAUCGUCUUGUGCCGUGGGAGUCAGAAGAGCCAAGCCAAGCGGCCGUGAGGAGAUGUUUGCCUUAGAACGCGGGAGGAAGAGCGGAGUCCUGACCCCUCGCGGACCCCCGUCCUCUCAGGUUCCCGCACCUCAUGGUGAUGACUGUGGCCAUAUCAGCUUAGAACCACCAUUUUAAGGACGUGGUUUUCCUUUUUUUUUUUUUUUUAACUUAUAUCUUCUGUACAGUAUAUAUAAAUAUAUAUAUAUAUAUACACACAUAUAUAUUUACAUACGUAUCUCUAUUUUACUCUGAAAAAGAUUUUUGCAGCAAUGAUCGGAAUAAAGAUUUUAAUAAGACGAAUAACGCGGUGACUUACAAAAUGAGAAUUAAAGCAUAUAUAUCUGA